Molecule: messenger RNA, 1842 nt
Organism: Gadus macrocephalus (Pacific cod)
Lineage: Eukaryota; Metazoa; Chordata; Actinopteri; Gadiformes; Gadidae
Gene: smyd1a
Product: SET and MYND domain containing 1a
Exons: 10
Coding region: 115-1599 (494 amino acids)
Cellular component (GO): nucleus
Molecular function (GO): protein binding
Source: RefSeq, a predicted model, not a curated record
ACUCACUCUCUCUCAAUCUCUCACUCUCACCCCACUCCCUCUCUCUCUCUCCCUCUGUCUCUCACCUAACUGUUUGGUCCCCUGUGUGUGUUUGUGUGUGUGUGUGUGUGUACAAUGACUCUUGGGACGAUGGACAACGUGGAGGUGUUUGACGCCGGGGUGAAGGGCCGGGGACUGAAGGCCACCCGGGACCUGUUGGCCGGGGACGUGGUGUUCGCUGAGCCCAGCUUCUCCGCCGUGGUCUUCGACAGUUUGUCCACUGCGGUGUGCCACAACUGCUUUCGGCAGCAGGCCAACCUCCACCGCUGCGUUCAGUGUAAAUUCGCCCACUACUGCGACCGCACCUGCCAGACCGCCUGCUGGAACGAACACAAGAAGGAGUGUGCCGCCAUCAGGAGCAGCGGCAGCGCGCCCAGCGAGAAUGUCCGCCUGGCGGCGCGCAUGCUGUGGCGCAUCCAGAGGGACACGGGGGUGGUCUCGGACGGUCAGCUGACCUCGGUGGACGAGCUGGUGGACCACGUGUCCGACCUGACCGACGAAGACCGCGAGGAGCUCCAGAUCGACGUCCACAACUUCAUGGACUUCUGGCCCAAGAACCCCCGGAAGCCGCAGCCAGUGGAAUACAUCUCACACAUCUUCGGCAUUAUCAAGUGCAACGCCUUCACCCUGAGUGACCAGAGGGGUCUUCAGGCUGUGGGCGUCGGCCUCUUCCCCAACCUGUGUAUGGUCAACCACGACUGCUGGCCUAACUGCACCGUCAUCCUCAACCACGGCAAUCAGUCAGCCUUGAACCCUGCCCUCCACUCCAAGAGAAGGAUUGAGUUGCGUGCCCUGGAGAAGGUUGCGGAGGGUGUGGAGCUCACAGUGAGCUACGUGGACUUCCUGAACCUGUCUGCCGAGCGCCAGCGCAUACUGAAGAAGCAGUACCACUUCAACUGCACCUGCAAGCACUGUACCGAGCAUAUUAAAGAUGACCUGAUGAUGGCCGCCAAAGAGGGGGAGGGAAGCAAACCAUCUGCUGAGCUCAUCAAGCAGGUGACCACCGCCAGUGAGGAGUGUCUGGAGAAGGUGGCAAAAUGCCGUCUCCAGGGAGACUUCCAUGGGGUUGCCAGGUUGUGCGGGGAGUGCCUCUCCGCCCAGGAGAACGUCCUGGCCGACACCCACCUUUAUAAGCUCCGCCUGCAGAGCACCGCCAGCGAGGUGCUCUCCUACAUGCACGCCUUCGCUGAGGCCGCCGCGUACUCCCGCAAGACCAUCGACGGAUACAUGGCGCUGCAUCACCCCACCAACGCCCAGCUGGGCAUGGCCAUCAUGCGGGCCGGCGUGACCCACUGGCACGCGGGCCAGAUAGAGGUGGGCCACGAGCUGAUCUGCAAGGCCUACGGCAUCCUCCUGAUCACCCACGGGCCCAACCACCCCAUCACCCAGGACCUGGAGUCCAUGCGUAGGCAGACGGAGAUGGAGCUGAAGAUGUUCAAGCAGAACGAGGAGGUGUACCGCACCAUGAGGGAAGCGGCUCUGAAGAAGCAGCCAGCCAAGGCCAUGGCAGAGAACACCUCCACUGAGGAGAAGAUAGAGGACGUCUCCCGCAAGCAAUAAACUAACCACGCUUUUCUGUGAAUUUACAACCACGCUCCCAUCUUCUUUAGGACUUAAGCGAUCACCUUAAGGCCCUUUGAACACCUAUUUUCGCCUCUGUGACAAAGGUCUGUGCUCUGACUGGCUGGCUGGUGUACAUUGUUUUUGAUGCACUGUUCUGAAGCCUCAAAACUCUGGUGUCUGUACCAACGUUGUGGAGUGUGGAGCUGCAAUAAUAAAAGAUGAAAGUUUGCCGUUUAUAAA